Hyalella azteca is the source of this 1616-nucleotide messenger RNA. Its product is annotated as zinc finger protein ZFAT-like. The transcript is spliced from 2 exons. The coding region runs from base 196 to 1554 and encodes 452 amino acids. Gene Ontology annotation, cellular component: nucleus. NCBI's taxonomy places the organism in Eukaryota, Metazoa, Arthropoda, Malacostraca, Amphipoda, Hyalellidae. Gene Ontology annotation, biological process: regulation of transcription by RNA polymerase II. Gene Ontology annotation, molecular function: RNA polymerase II transcription regulatory region sequence-specific DNA binding; DNA-binding transcription factor activity, RNA polymerase II-specific. The record is from RefSeq and is a predicted model, not a curated record.
GGUAACUAAUGUCCCUGCUCAUGAUGUGCUGACCAGCAAACUCCACUUCCCUCAUCUUGCAAGCCGUGCAAGAAAGAGGUUCAAGUUGAGGCUCACGAGGCCUGCACCAGCGCCUCACAGUACACUGCUGCAGUGCCUCAUAAGCAGGAUGUCUUGCCAUGCAAUGCCCAGAGCAACAUUGGAGAGGAUGAGUGGAUGGCAGUUUCUCCUGAAAACAAUGAAAAAAAUCUUUCUGUUGCUGAAAAAAAUAUUUCUCCAGCGUCCAAUAGAGCAGCUUUAGUCCAGGAAGUUCUCUUUGAUCAGCCUGCGGCUGAGUUCAAGUCUUUUGAGUCAAACUUGCCCAACAAAGACAAUGGAAGAUUAGCAGAUGAAUUGCAUGAAGUUUCCUCAUCUGCUGAUUCAUCCCAUUCUAAAGUUCCUUUUAAUGCCCUCCAGUUAAACAAGAAUGAUUUUGGAUCUGGAUUUAAAUGCAAGUUAUGCAACUAUGUAACAGCUAAGAAUCAAAUUCUCCAUAGGCACUUGUUUGCAAAACAUGGUUUGGGGGAAGGAUUCAAAUGCAAUUUAUGCGACUAUGUAACUGGCGAACAAAGACAAUUCAAAGUACAUAUGUUCUCUAAACAUGGUUUAGGGAAGAGAGUAAAAUGUGAUCUGUGUGACUAUGUUACUACUCGAAAAGACAAUUUCCAACGUCACCUGUUUGCAAAACAUGGUUUGGGGGAAGGAUUCAAAUGCAAUUUAUGCGACUAUGUAAUUGGUAGACAAACACAACUCAAAGUACACAUGUUUUCUAAACAUGGUGUAGGGAAGAGUGUUAAAUGUGAUCUGUGUGACUAUGUAACAGCUCGAAAAGAAAGUUUCCAACGUCACCUGUUUGCAAAACAUGGUUUGGGGGAAGGAUUAAAAUGCAAUAUAUGCGACUAUGUAACUGACAUACAAACACAACUCAAUGUACACAUGUUCUCCAAACAUGGUUUAGGGAAGAGUGUAAAAUGUGAUCUGUGUGACUAUGUUACUGCUCGAAAACAAAACUUAGAACGUCACCUGUUUGUAGAACAUGGUUUGGGGCAAGGAUAUAAAUGUGAUCUGUGUGACCAUGUUACUGCUCAAAUACAAAAUUUCCGAAAUCAUUUGUAUUCUAAACACGGUUUGGGGAAAGGAUUCAAAUGCAAGUUGUGUGAUUAUGCUGCUGGUAGUAAAGAUCGCCUCAGCAGGCACGUUUUUUCAAAGCAUGGUUUGGGAGGCUUGAAAUGCAAGCUAUGUGAUUAUUCUGCACGUGAUGAACCUCGUUUGAAUGAGCACUUGUUUUCUAAGCACGGGCUGGGUAAAGGAUUUCAAUGCAAGCUGUGUGAUUAUGUCAACUGCAGAAAAGAUGGUCUUGAUGUGCACAUGUUUUAUAUACAUGGUUUAGGGAAGGGAUUCCCAUGUGAGUUUUGUGAUUAUGUUGCUGGUAGGAAAUGUCAUCUAACAAAGCACCUGAAAUCCAAACAUGUUCUGGAUUAUGAAAAAUCUAUUAGUACAAGUAGUGCUACUAUGUCUGCUGACAACCCAACCUAAGCUUUGUUGAGGGGUUUGGUAAAAUUCAGUUUGUGUGUAAAGGUUGCAGCUGGUAAAUAUCA